Molecule: messenger RNA, 5250 nt
Organism: Linum trigynum
Lineage: Eukaryota; Viridiplantae; Streptophyta; Magnoliopsida; Malpighiales; Linaceae
Source: the annotation of a GenBank genome assembly
CACAAAAGUAGAUUGUAACAAUCUCAGUUCCUAUGUGGUAGAUGGCUUCCAAUUAUUUGGUCCCAUGAACUAAUUUCCCUACUGUAUCUCAUUUCUUCCAUUUUGUAUGAUGAGACACAUUCCUCAACGUGUCCAUUACCUAGGUCACCCACUUAGCUUCCUCAAACUUCCAUGCCACCUCGUUUACCUAGUUGGACACCUAUGUUUACAAUUGCUUUAACAAGCUGAAUUGUGCACUCAUCCAUGAUCAGUACGUGUGCCACCUAAACAUGCACCCAAGUUUAUAUAAUCACUUUUUCCUCCAGAAGAUUCGAUUGGCAUGAAGAGUUAACAUUCCACCAUUGAUAUUACUUGCCCUUUUUUAAUUCUUCUUCUCACAACUACUCCCCCACUUUAAUCAUGACUAUGAACACAUUUAUCACCCCGUCCAUUCCAUACCUAAACCCCACCCUCCAAUAGCCAUUUAACUAUGCAUGAACCUCCACCUCUAAACAUAUAAUCCACGGAAAACCCCCACUCCACUUACUACCUCAAAUCAAAGCAUUACAUCCACUGAUUUCCAUGUAUAUAUCCUCCCGAUUACUCAUUAUCAUUUUGGCACAGCCCGAGGGAAGUAAUUAAUAAUAUCAUAAUCAACACAACCAUGAAACCCAAAUUGACGCAUGAAGAAAGGAUCCGAAAGCACAAGAUGCUUACUCUGAAGGCCCAGCGAUCCUCCGCAGCACAGAGAAAGGCCAGCGGCUGCAGUUUGGACGGGUUCCUGCUACUCUAUCGAUCGGCCUCGACCCUAGCGUCCACCACCACCUGCGUCCAACUCGAUCGUACCCGGCUGAUCAUCGAGCUGCUGAGAUGAGAGAAAAGGCUGGUGGGUUUAUUCUUUAUGCAUGAUAGGGGGUUGGGGAAGGGUUGAGGGCGGCGGAUUCUCUGCUGCGGGAGGCUUGAGGUUUUCUUCGCUUGGGGAAGGAAAGCAGAGAGGCGGCUGGUUUCUAUUUGAUGGCGUUUGGGAAUUAAAGGAGAGCGGCUGGGGAUUUAAGUUGUGGAGGGCGGCUGGGAUGUAAUUACAUGAAGGGGCCGUUUGGCCCCAGGUCGAGUAUACCCUUUUUUUUUUAAUAAUAAUAAUUAUAAUAAUAACAAUUAUUAUUAUUACUAAACCGCGAGAAAUCCUUAGUACGUAAUCGUUAAUCCAACCGUUCACGUAUUAUGGUCGAACCUGAACCCAAAGGUCGGGGUGUUACAUUUCCUCCACCCUUAUAAAAAUUUCGUCCCGAAAUUUGCUUGAAACUCACCCUUGUAUCAUUUAAUAUUUCCUCAGCUAGUCGCAUUCGUGUAACCUUGAGUGACUCCCUACCCUUUUUGUUUCACAACUUGAUCCAGAAGUGAUGAAACAAAAUGCUGAUUUGACUGGACAUGUUGACCGAUUCUUUAGGUAGUUGUUGUUGAACCCACGUCCAGAAUCGAGAUGUCACAUUUCCCCCUUCCUAAAGAAAAAUUUCGACCUCGAAAUUUGUUUAUCUUGAUAACCCAAAGUCCCACUAGAGGUAAUCCUUCCACUACAGGAAUUUAUAUUUCAUUUACCUUGUCCAACCUUGAGCUAUGACUCCUUUCCUCCUAUUUGUGUGAUUCUUGGCCAACUAAUUACUCACCCACUUCUCAUAAAUCUCUUGCUCAAGCUAGUUACUCGCUCAAUGCAUCUAUGGUACUAUGGCACUCUUCCUUCUUAAACGCCAUUGAUACUAUAAUGGUUUCGUACUUCACGUUGUUCUCAGCGGUUUGUCUUGGGUCUCUACUCCGGAUUUCUUAAGAAACAUUACAGAAAUAAGUCCUUAGACAAACCUAUUCAGGACAUGACCCGUCGUAACUUCAUUUCAUAAGGUGCUCAAAUCUUGAACUACUACGCUUUCCAUAUAUUGACUGUUGACAUCUCAACUUGAAUUCCCUAACAUCGAUGUCCGUAGCGAAUGUUUGACUUGGUUAAUGGCUUACUCAUAGAUCGCUCCCCUAUGUAGACCUCAUUAUUACCCUGUUUGGUAGCUCCCCUUGAUGCACAACUUGAUGCCUGAUUCACCAUAUAUGGUUCCUUUAGCAUGGGUUAAUCCCUACACACCCCUAUUGAUAUCCGUACUACCCCUUUUUAAUUCUAAGGUUACUGAUGGCGGCUUAACCUCCUUCUGGUUAGAUCACAAAAACUCUUAUAACAUAACCUCGACUGUGGUUGACCACGUAGGUCACCUAGGUCCUUGUACCUUCUAACUUUAAAUCUCUUACCUUCCUCCAAGAUGCUUCGUCUCUCCCUUUAGCCAUCAUUUGAAUGGUCAUAUCCUCGUUACUUCUUGCUUCACCCUGAAACCUCACACUACUGCUUUUGCUUCCAGUAUGCAUUAAAGGCAUUGUUUGCAUCUUUCUCUAGCUUGCUAACAACUUUAUAACUCCCUUCAAGAGUCAUGACCUUCUCUUUGGCUUACUUGUUCACUCCUGGCGCCUAACUUAGCACUUCCUUAUCACCGUCUGAAUCUGAGACUCUCGCACUAUCCAUUAUGCUACUCUUAAAUCCUAUCUGAAAUUCCUCGUACGGUCUCCCUGUCCGAUAAGGUUUUACCCGAGUGAUUGACACCUUUUACCAACAUAGGCGAUCUUGGUUUCACUUUGGGUAUCCUAGCAGGUUCCCUAAACUCAUAUCCAUCAUACUUCUUUAGUCGUGACUCCUCUUACCGAUGUUUCUCGCUAAUUCUAUAUGUCCCUCGUCCUUGAUGUAGUCAUCUUGGUGCCCAUAUUCUCUUCUCACUUAUGUACCUUGACCGAUAAGGUUUUCCCUUCGACUGUUCUGGACCACCACACUUCUACUUUAAAGUUGACCAUUGAGCUUCUCCGUUCUUGAUGGGCUUCCUAUGGUCCAACUUAUUCUCCACUGGCAAUCACCUUAACGCCUCCUUGUUGACCUUCAUAUUCUUUCGCCGGCUCUUCCUAACUAUCUUUCUCCUUGAAUUUGUCGUUUUAUCAACUACCACCCUUUUCACCAUAACUUUCAUUAUAGCUUGCGGUUUCCUCCUUACUUCCACAACUCCUUCAUCGAUGCUUUGGUACUAGAUUUUGAUCUACUCAGUUUAGUAGCUCCUCGCCAUACCUCAGCGCCAACAUUUCCGCUAGAAACUUUCUCUAGGUAGACUUGACAGAUGACACCCACGACUUCUACUCACGAUGGUGCUUGACCACGUCCCAACUAUCUUCCUUCACGCAUUCCUUGUCCGGUCGACAACCACUCUUUUUAUUUUAUUUCCUAUAGCUUCCUAUGAUGUUCUCCUUGCUCCUUUGCUUUUACUACCUUCAAACUACAACUCUUCUGUUGUUGCAUGUACUAUAUUUGGUCACCAACCUCUGUUGAGGAUCGUCUCGUUAUUGUUUUAGGUCACAACUUCCAAUGGUGGCUUACCCUUGGUAACCUUUAACAUGGCUCAUUCCAUGUCCCUCUUGUUGAUCGAUCUUGUACAUAAACUUAGUCUCUUAGUUAGGAUUCUCAGUGGCUUAACUAAGCGUGCCCAUUUCAUCCUUAACUAGUUGUCUCCUCUGGAGCCCUCCUACUAUGUCGCGCCCACUCAGAGUGGGGCACCUUGGAUAAGGUAACUUCUCUUUUUCCGCCUUCUCGGUAAUGCUUUCCCUCAUCGUACCUCUUUGUGCAACUACUUGACCUCGAGUCACCUGAGACUUGACCCAUUGACUUCUUGAAAUCUCGUCAAACUCCCUCUGGCCUUUUUGCUCUUCCUUGGUAUUGUUCGCAAACUCUCUUUAUUACGACCGUUUAGACUCUUCCUCGAAUUCUCCAACCUUCAUUAGAACUUCUAAUGAACGUUUCUACUUGCUUGUCUAUACCCGGUUGAUUGAAUGAUUUACUCCUACGGCUGGUUCCGAGACUCACGCUCUUGGCCCUCUAGUUCCCAAUUUAGACUUUCCCAAUGGAUUCCUUGAAAUUCCACGAUUUUCUGAUUCUCCUUGAUCAUGGUAAUUUGCAGGGUCUCUCAACCCCUUCUCAUACCUUGUCCUCUAGCUUGCGCUUGACAGGUGUAUAGCAUGCCUGAUCUAACCUCAACCUCUACAUCAUUUAUCUCGUUGCUUGUCUUGUUCCUUUUAAAGGCUUGCCAUCAGCCUAACUCCCCAGGGUUAAGUACCCUCUUCUCCAGUUACGUGGUUUAUCUAUAAGGGUUCCUUCAUCGUUAUAUGUAAACGACCAUGCCUCAUCUUCGCCUUGACUUAUUGACUUCUUGACGUCCUUUCAUACUCCUUAUAACCUACUUAUUUCCCCCUUUGCUUCAUUUACACUACCCUAGCUUCUCUUGGAGUCUAAGAUUUUCACUGCUCCUUGUCACUAUGUUGUAAUAGCGCUGACCACCAAAACUAGUUGAGGGACUUCUCGUGGUACCUCUUCAUUUCUUGGCUCGUUGCUUCCUCGCCACUGCUUAGGGUCAAGGAACCUGAAAUUCUCCCAUCAUUAUAGCUAACAUCUAGUGAUUGUUCCUCUUCCUUUGGAGAUUCAUAGUUCUCCCCUUUGUUUGUCUUAGCUUAUUAGAUCAUCCACUUGUUUCCUAGUAGUAAAAUCCUCGUACUACUCUCUCAACUCCUUCAAAAUCCUUGAGGUAUUCCUUUUUAAUUGGCACCUCUUUGCUGGUGUUUGGAGUUGAAGUCCUCGCACAUUUGAUUCUACCUCCAGAGACCUUUGCAACGUUCCUCCUUCCUUCUCUAGGUUGAUGAGGAUGAUCUGUUUGCUAAUGUCCGAGUAGUUGGUUAACUACUUGAAAAACUACUAUCCAUCAUGUCGAUGAGAUACUUAGUAUUGAGAGCCUUUGAGAUUCUACUUGGGUUGGUCACGUUUCUUUUAUCCUUUCUUUCUUACUGAUGAUCGCAAUACGCCUCAAUCUCUUAUUUGACGUCCCACGACGGGUUAACUUAACUCGCGUCCAAGCUUAUUCUUAAACCAAUUGCACCCUCCUGCUACCUCCUCAUAGUGACGUGCUGUAAUAGUUAUUCACCUUACUAUGAUUAGAGUAGACUGGAGAUCCUAUAAACUCUUAAAAGAAGAUCCUUGACUCAUUUUCCUUUCAUUUAAAACAACACCUUUAAAAACUGAACCCGACAUUCCAGUAUUCCUUCGAAACCAAGGAACAGAGGAAGACCGGCUCUGAUACCAAAAUGAAACACCCUAACCCGGCCGGGUACUAGUUUUACUAAAAUGCCCUUGAUAAAUAAAAUACUCAAAUCUUA